AUGGAUUUACAGGAGGAUUUUAAAAGCAUGGACCGCUGUCUCUCUCGCAAAAGGGAGCAACUUUACAGAAGGCUCCUUACUAAUGCUUCUGAGGGUUUAACUUUCUCUCAAGAUGUCAUGUGGGAGAUGGGACCAGACAACAUCCCAUACAACAAUGCUGACUUCAGCUGGCUUUUCUGUGCUUCCGGGCUAUUGGCACCAAGCAACAGAUCUAAGAGCAGAAAACAAGGAAGAACAAAAGCAUCAAUGCACCAAGCUCAAACUCGAGGCUUUGUGACUCCGUUUUUACGAGCCUUGCCCCCAGUUCAGUCUGCACUCCAUCAUACACUGACCACUAAUAAGUCUUCUAUUAUGCCCUACCACGAUGGUGGAACUUUAAACAUAGUUAAAAGGAUAGGAUUGAGUGGAGCCUUAAAUGUGCACCAUAAAAUUCAGAGCCAGUUCCCCAACAUAUUAGAGGAAGAAGAGCAGAGCAGUACAAACAAUGGAGAUAAGUUUGUGCUGAAGAAGCUAACCAAGAAUACAACUCAGUCUAAACCAAGGCUGCAGUCACUGCUAAAAGAUCAGUAUGAGUCAGCCAGUGCCACUGAUGAGUAUGUCAUAACCGAGUGUGUAACUGACAGCGUUCCCAAAACCAGGGCAGAACCCAGAGCACUGCAGAACAGUAAACCUGAGACACCACUACCAGUUUAUUACAGGAUGCAAGGUUACAGUGUCUCACCACUGUACACAGAUAAACAAUGUAGGAUCAAUAAGACGGCAAAUGAUGUGGCCAUAAAUCAUACGGAGACCCCUAAGCUGCCUUGCUUGCAGGACAAGCUGAACUCACAUGCUGAAAAAUAUGUUUAUCACACUGUGAAUAAUUUUGAACUGGAACUCAACACAGGAAUAGCCAAACAAGUGCAUCAACCAGGCAAAAAGAAUAAAGACCACAUCAUCAUGGACAACAACAAUGAGUACCAAAAGAACCUCCAGAUAAUGUUUCCAUGUGACCCAGAACUGUGGACAAGGUUCCAAAAAGCUGACUUGCUAAGUAUGACUAAAGCAGAAACGGGCAGAAUGGAGAAGGGAGUAGGACGAUGGGUAGGCUUACCCACCAAGGCUGACUGUGCUACAGAGCUGGGGCUCAAACCUUCUGAUUACAACAGAAAAGACAUGAAACUACCCAAACGGGCAAUUCAAUACAGUCGCAUACCAGAGCUGUCUUCCCUCCGCUAUGCAGUAGAGGGAUGGAGAAAUGCCUGGAAGAUCAAAACAAGAUGGCAGAGUGUGACUAUUGAGGGUUUAAAGAAGGAUCUCACUGACCUGCAUUGCCAAGUGCGAGUGGCAGCUAUUGCUACUUGUGCAUCAGGAGCAGUUAAUAGACCAGAAGUUGGUCCAGAUUCAGAUCAAACAGGUCUAGCUCAGUAUGGUCAAAGCUGUAAGGUAGGGGCGAUACCUCCAGAACUGCAACCCCUGCUUCUGUCUGCUCUUAAUGACCCAGUGAAGAGAGUUCAGAUUGCUGCUGCAGUAUGCCAGUAUGCUAUUGGAAUACCCAACGCCCAUGCUCAGGAUAUACUGCGAAAAGCAUUAAAAAAUGAUUCUUCAAGAACAGGAAUAGAUGGCUGGGUGGCAGCUCAGUGUUUAGGGAUAGAAGGAGAGGCCAGUCAAAUAGUAAUAGAAAGACUGAUCUCCCAACUCUUUCUUAGCAAUGCUCCAUCUGACCAAGAACAGGCUGCCACCUUACUAGCCAGCAUUAGUAGCAAGACUGUUCUAGUGCGGUCUUUGCUGGGAGAGGAAUUGAACUGUGCUGACUGGAGAAACCGAGUUCUUGCCUGCAAAACGAUCUCAGAGCUUAAAUGCCCGAUCAACAAGGACUUGACCAACAAGUUGCUGUACUUGAUGUGGAAUGACUGGAAUGGUUUGGUUCGUCAGGCAGCAGCACAGGCUCUUGGCAAACUGGGCUUAGGCAGUGACAUACACAAUGAGCUGAGUGUCAAACUACAUGAGGGUCCAACACAUUGGAGGGUGGAUGCAUUGGUUCUUAUUAGUCAACUGAAGAUAAUGACAGCCAAGCUUCUGCCCGCUUUCUUGCGCUGUCUCAAUGAUGAAUUUGUUGUUGUACGCAAACAGGCCUGUUCAACUGCUGCAUCUCUCAUAAUCAAACAUGAGACGCUCCAGAAUCAGCUGUUUCAGUUAAUGCAGAAUGACCCAUCAUGUGAUGUGAAGGUGGCAGCAAUAAGUGCUUUGGGAAGAAUUGGUUGGCUGACACCCACACUCCAGCAGCUCUUACUGUGGGCGCUACAACAUGAGAAGGAGCCCAAUGUCCGCAUUGCUGCCUGUGAGGCCUUGAAGAUGUUAGAGGUGAAAGAUCCUGAACUACAGAAUCUUCUUCGGGACCGCCUUGUCCUAGAAGUCAAUGCUCAAGUUCAAAGGAACAUUGUGAAUCUGAUGAAACACUAUGGCUACAGCCUAGAAAGGAAUCAAAGCGUGAGCAACAUGAUAACAGAGCAGGUACAAAAGCUCUGCACAAAGAGUAAUAUCACUGAGAAAUUGCUGUCACUAGAGGACCUGAAACAGCAAGCACAGAGAAACAAGCCAAAAAAAGAGAGCUGGCCAGAACCCGAGGUCAUGUCUGCACUCGUGCAGGGAGGAUUCAGAGGUGUGAAGACUCUUUAA
This is a messenger RNA of Clarias gariepinus (North African catfish), 2658 nucleotides long. It is a transcript of the gene heatr4, whose product is annotated as HEAT repeat containing 4. The coding region runs from base 1 to 2658 and encodes 885 amino acids. Gene Ontology annotation, molecular function: oxidoreductase activity. NCBI's taxonomy places the organism in Eukaryota, Metazoa, Chordata, Actinopteri, Siluriformes, Clariidae. The transcript is spliced from 14 exons. The record is from RefSeq and is a predicted model, not a curated record.